Penaeus monodon (black tiger shrimp) is the source of this 1633-nucleotide messenger RNA. Its product is annotated as dual specificity tyrosine-phosphorylation-regulated kinase 2-like. The transcript is spliced from 2 exons. Gene Ontology annotation, cellular component: nucleus. Gene Ontology annotation, molecular function: protein serine/threonine kinase activity; ATP binding. Gene Ontology annotation, biological process: peptidyl-threonine phosphorylation; peptidyl-serine phosphorylation. The record is from RefSeq and is a predicted model, not a curated record. NCBI's taxonomy places the organism in Eukaryota, Metazoa, Arthropoda, Malacostraca, Decapoda, Penaeidae. Bases 244 to 879 code for a protein of 211 amino acids.
UCUCCUUCCUUCCAGGUGAUCGACUUCAGCAAAGAAAAAAUAAAAAUAAAAAAAAUAUUCACUCCCCUUUCUUCGUUGCAGGUGAUCGACUACAGCAAAUGAAAGAAAAAAAAUUCACUUCCCCUUUCUUUCUUGCAGGUGAUCGACUUCGGCUCCUCCUGCUACGAGAACCAGCGAGUCUACACGUACAUCCAGAGCAGGUUCUACCGCGCCCCGGAGGUCAUCCUCGGCGCCAAGUACGGCAUGGCCAUCGACAUGUGGUCCUUGGGAUGCAUUCUAGCCGAGCUGCUCACCGGGUAUCCGCUGCUGCCGGGCGAGGACGAGGCGGACCAGCUGGCGUGCAUCAUCGAGCUGCUGGGCAUGCCGCCCGCCAAGCUGCUGGAGCAGAGCAAGCGCGCCAAGAACUUCAUCACGAGCAAGGGCUACCCGCGCUACUGCGUGACGCGCACGCUGCCCGACGGCUCGACCAUCCUGCACGGCGGGCACUCGCGGCGGGGCAAGCCGCGCGGCCCGCCCGGCUCCAAGGCGCUGCAGACGGCGCUGAAGGGCUGCAACGACCCGCUCUUCCUGGACUUCAUCCAGCGCUGCCUGGACUGGGACCCCGCCACGCGCAUGACGCCCAACCAGGCGCUGCGGCACGGCUGGCUGCGGCGCCGCCUGCCCAAGCCGCCCUCCGAGAAGAGCGACUCCCCGGCCUCCACGCUGCGCACGCCCUCGUCGUCGUCGUCGUCGCGCACGCCCUCGUCGGCCGCCAAGCUCAACACCAUCGCCACGUCGGCCACCAAGCUGCGCGCCACCAUCACGGACGACGGCGGCGCCACCACGCUGCACCCGCGCCACCACACCAAGCUGCCGCAGAUCACCAACCCGGUCACCUGAGCCGCCGCCGCCCGCACGGGACGCCCCUCUACGCCCAGUGGUGCGGCCUCCCCCCCGCCACGCCCGCAGGGGGCCGGGCCGCUCACAUAUCACCAGACCAAAGUGCAAUUGUCGCAGUCUUGGGCGCGAGCACAGUGAGCGGCGGCGGGCGGCGGGCGGCGUGUGAGGCGGGACGCUCGCCCACGCCGCCCUCCGCCGCCCACGCCGCCCACACCCACUAGUCGAGCACGGCCCGCGGGCGACAACACCCUAGGCUUAGUGCUGCGCUGCGGCGCCCGCCCUCCGCCGCCCUUGAUUCCCGGCGAGCGCGGGGGCGGCCGCGCGUCGGCCCCGCCCCCCCUCGCCCGCGGCUGGGCCGGGCGGGCGACGCAGGCUGCUCGGUUGAUAUUACAACUUCUCUAUGAUCUCGCCUUGUUCACAAAGGGCGGCGCGGGCGGGCGGGCGGGUGUCCGGGCGCGGGAGUCCGCCCGCCCUCUCUCUCCCCCCCGCCCCUCCCCCCGGCCACCCGCAGUCAGCCUCUUGGUUUGCAAAUGCAAUCAAAAAACCCGGGACGCGACUGGGAGGAGAGACUUUAUACUCAUUUUUUUACUUAGCACAAGGGAAAAAAAAAAAGUAAGUUCAUCCAUUCAACGAACCUGAGAGUGUGAAUUUCGUCGUUUUGGGAGAAGAAAGGAAAAAAAAAAAGAAAAGAAAAGAAAAGAAAGAGGAGGUACAUGUUGCGUGAGACUUUAGUCCUAAUCCAAAAAAAAAAAAA